Messenger RNA from Octodon degus (degu), 2798 nucleotides. RefSeq names its product LIM domain binding 2 (gene Ldb2). Gene Ontology annotation, biological process: positive regulation of transcription by RNA polymerase II; nervous system development; negative regulation of transcription by RNA polymerase II. The record is from RefSeq and is a predicted model, not a curated record. Gene Ontology annotation, cellular component: nucleus; transcription regulator complex. The transcript has 8 exons. Lineage: Eukaryota; Metazoa; Chordata; Mammalia; Rodentia; Octodontidae. Gene Ontology annotation, molecular function: LIM domain binding. The coding region runs from base 272 to 1213 and encodes 313 amino acids.
CUCCCUCCUCUCCCGAGCUCCCUCCCUCCUCCGCUCCCUCCCUCCCUCCUCCCUCCUCCCCUCCUCUGGCUUUAGAGGCUCCCACCGCACUUCCCAGCCUGUGUGCUCAGCCUGCCUGCCUGCUGCCUCCGCGUGUGUGAGAGAGUGUGUGUGUAUGUGUGUGUGAGCGUGUGUGCGUGCGUCUACUUUGUACUGUGAAGAACACAGCCCAUGUGCUCUGCAUGGACGUUACUGCUACUCUAUUUAGCUUGAUUUUCGACAAGCAGGCAAGAUGUCCAGCACACCACAUGACCCCUUCUAUUCUUCUCCUUUCGGCCCAUUUUAUAGGAGACAUACACCCUACAUGGUGCAGCCAGAGUACCGAAUCUAUGAGAUGAACAAGCGGCUGCAGUCUCGCACAGAGGAUAGUGACAACCUCUGGUGGGAUGCGUUUGCCACUGAAUUUUUUGAAGAUGAUGCCACAUUAACCCUUUCAUUUUGUUUGGAAGAUGGACCAAAGCGAUACACUAUCGGCAGGACCCUCAUUCCCCGUUACUUUAGCACUGUGUUUGAAGGAGGGGUGACUGACCUGUAUUACAUUCUCAAGCACUCAAAGGAGUCCUACCACAACUCCUCCAUCACAGUGGACUGCGACCAGUGUGCCAUGGUCACCCAACAUGGGAAGCCCAUGUUCACCAAGGUGUGUACAGAAGGCAGGCUGAUCUUGGAGUUCACCUUCGAUGAUCUCAUGAGAAUAAAAACAUGGCACUUUACCAUUAGACAAUAUAGAGAGCUGGUCCCCAGAAGCAUACUAGCCAUGCAUGCACAAGAUCCUCAGGUCCUGGAUCAGCUGUCCAAAAACAUCACCAGGAUGGGUCUGACCAACUUCACCCUCAACUACCUCAGGUUGUGUGUAAUACUGGAGCCAAUGCAGGAGCUGAUGUCAAGACACAAAACCUACAAUCUCAGUCCCCGAGACUGCCUCAAGACCUGCUUGUUUCAGAAGUGGCAGCGGAUGGUGGCGCCGCCAGCAGAACCCACAAGGCAGCCCACCACCAAACGGAGAAAAAGGAAAAACUCCACCAGCAGCACCUCCAACAGCAGCGCUGGGAACAACGCCAACAGCACCGGCAGCAAGAAGAAGACAGCGGCCGCGAACCUGAGUCUGCCCACUCAGGUACCUAUUGCUAGCAUUGCUCGUUCUCCGGUGUCAGGCUGCUCACUAAGGACAUAAACUCGCGUGGUUCUUGCCCGUCACGAGGCAGUGUUUAUUUCCUGUAGAAAUCACACAUGCGCCUCACCCCGCCCGCCUUGAGACUUGGCCCCGCGCGCAGCCAGGAGCGUGUGUGUCCUAGGUGCCCAGCUCCCCCGCUGUUGUCUUAGCUGAGCUUCUCCCCCUCAAGGUUCCCUGUAAUAAUGUCAGCUGCUGUUCACAGGAUGUGAUGGUGGUAGGAGAGCCAACUCUGAUGGGAGGUGAGUUUGGGGACGAGGACGAAAGGCUAAUCACUAGAUUAGAAAACACGCAGUAUGACGCGGCCAACGGCAUGGACGACGAGGAGGACUUCGGCAAUUCUCCCGCCCUGGGGAACAACAGCCCGUGGAACAGUAAACCUCCCGCCACGCAAGAGACCAAAUCAGAAAACGCCCCGCCCCAGGCCUCCCAGUAAGCUGUUGCACGGCACCGCCACCUCCUGUGCACGGGUCCGUGGGCGCCGCUCCAGCCGCAGCCCUUUGCUUCCAGGAAAGGGAAGAGGAGGCAUGAAAAAGCAAAGAAACAAGCAAAAACACUUUGCCAUGCAGAUAGCUCCUUCUAAACCACAGUGAUCUGAUUUUCUUUCUUGCUUUAUUCUUUUUUUUUUUUUUUUUUUUUCCUUUUUUAAUUGAGAGGAUCAUUCCAAAUACGCUUCUGUGAGGCUUCCUGGAGGCCUUGGCAGGAAGUGCAGUUACUGGCACUGAUCGUAAUUAAACAAGAGAAAAACGCUAGCGCAUCUCCCACCACACAGGCAUCGACGUGUUUGUGUAAGUUCCCUUUCGAGCGUCCAGCGACAGCCACGUUGUCCAUACGUAUUCAGUGCUCAGGAUCUCAUUAAUACUCAAACCUAACGACAGAUGACUUUUUAAUAUUGUAAAAUAUUUUCUGCUUUUUGACUUGCAUUUGAGAGUUUCUUGUUUCAGUAAGAAAAAAAAAAAAAGUAGGGGGGAAUCGGCUCUUGGAAGGUAAUUUAAAUGUACCUCUUUGCCUUUUCUUUCUUCCUGUCCUCCUUUCGCCCAUUGGGCUAUAGCAAAGAGAGUCUGGCGAGGGAAUUUAUGGUCAAGGUGGUGUCAAUUGGUUCUCGAGUGUGAGUGGCUUCAAUUUAGCCCAAGUACUGAAACAAGAAAUGUCUUUUUAUCAUCAGACACCAGGGCAGAUUUUUUUAUGUAAAGAAAGACGAUUGGACCCUGGAAAAUAUAUGCGUUUGUAAAGUUGCUGUUGAUCCAAAUAUUUUUAAGCCAUGUAAUCCAUUAAUUUUGUGGGCAGUUGAAUAAAUCUGAAACUUCUCUGUGUUAAUUUUUUUGUUAUUGUACCUGAGUUGACUAUGCUUUCAUAGUAUAUUUCUUGUAUAAUGUUUUGUAAAGCCCUCACCUGGUUGUUUUAUGGGGACUUUUCUUUUGGGGCAAUUCCAGUGUAUUUAUGUGAAACUUUAUAAAAGAACUAAUUUUUUCAUUUGCAUAUUAAUAUGUUCCCCCACAUAUGUAAAGACCCAGUGGCUCCGUGUGUUACAAAACAGCUGUAUUUUAUGUAUGCUUUACUGGUGUGCCAAUAAUAAAGGUGUUAAUGA